Messenger RNA from Epinephelus fuscoguttatus (brown-marbled grouper), 1604 nucleotides. RefSeq names its product RNA binding motif protein 18 (gene rbm18). Bases 230 to 835 code for a protein of 201 amino acids. The transcript has 6 exons. The record is from RefSeq and is a predicted model, not a curated record. Gene Ontology annotation, molecular function: RNA binding. Lineage: Eukaryota; Metazoa; Chordata; Actinopteri; Perciformes; Serranidae.
UACAGCAUCACCCUGCGCCUUUGUUGUGAGACGGUAGCAAGGCGAGUGUUUAUCCUUCGAGCUAGCUAACCUGCUCAGUUUCAUAGGAGGAAAACCUAAAAAUAGCUUGAAAUGAUUAGUAUUACGUUUUGACAUACCUGAAUUAUCCCGACGUGGGAUCCGUAGCGAAUUAAGUUGAAGAAGUCGGUCGCUAUCAAAGAGGAAGUUUGACAGCUCGAGAAGAGUACACAUGUCGUCUGCGGCAGAGACAGUAGAAAAUGCCUCCAUCAUGUCAGAGAGUGUGGCCCAUGACGGAAACCGCUUGUGGAUAGGCAAUAUCGAUCCCAAAAUUACAGAGUAUCACUUGGUGAAGUUGUUGGAGAAGUUUGGAAAUGUGAAACAGUUUGACUUCCUGUUUCAUAAGUCUGGGCCUUUGGAGGGACAGCCACGGGGAUACUGCUUUGUCAACUUCAACACCAGAGAGGAGGCAGAGAGGGCGAUCCAGUGUUUAAAUGGGAAGCUAGCUUUGUCCAAGAAGCUUGUCGUGCGCUGGGCGCACGCACAGGUGAGGAGGUUUGAAGGUUUCCGUAACGACAAGACGAUGCCUCCGAGCCUGGAGCCGUCGUGCAGCGGGGCGGCAGAGGAUGGACCCGUAACUACCAACCACCUCAGUACGAGUGCUAAGAUCCGCGCCAUUGAGGCCAAGCUCCAGAUGAUGGAGGAGAAUCCAGAUGAUGACUACUCGGGCCCAUCGGCAUACGUUUACAACAAACCGCCAGAGAGGAAACGCUGGGAGCCCUACUCUAAAUCACACCACAAUAACCAGAGCAGGCCCUUCCGCAAGUUUAGGAGAUGACCCAUCCUCCCACUCACUCUGGAGACCCCCCUCCCCUCCUUCCCUCACACACCUCAGCCACCACCUACACACAAACAGACUCUACACUAGAUACUAUAAAGACUAUACACAUCCUAUCUGGGAAUUUUGACAAUACUUUGAAGACGCGGACUCUUUGGGGUGUAAUCACAGCAAUCAUGGACAGGAACCAAAAGUGGUUUUUAGUUCUUCUUGGGUUCCAGUUAUCAGUUAUUAUCCAGUCUUAACAUAUGCCCCGUACCUGACCGCUGUGCAGGUUGGAUCCCUUAUCAGUCUGCUUUCUCACUUUUGCAGAGAUGUAAUGCAGGUGAAUCAUCCAGCUGUGAGCCACAUGAAGCACAGCUGCCCAGGAAAGAGAAAUGUUAUUAUUAAAGAGUCUAAAUGCCGAGUCGCUUAUUGUAUUUGACAUGUGUUUUUACUUUGAGAUCAUUUUAUUUAAAGGUGAAAUCCAGUUUGUUUGUUUGUUUAUGUGAGACUUCACUGAAGAGGGAGAAACACACAGAUUCGUACCAGGUUUGUAUUAAUGGAGUUCAAAUGAUAAGCCACUCAGCGACACUUACUGUAAGUUGCAGUAUUUUUGUGUGAUGUUGCUCUUUUUCUUAAUAGUUUGCUUUUUUUUAAAAAAAAAUUCCAAUUUUGAUACGACUGCAGUCAGAUCCUUUUUCCUGACUUUAUGUGGUGUGUAGUUUUGGUAUUUCCCUUAUUACAGUCUCUUUAUUUUAAUUUUUCAAUUAAAGGCUGUUAAAUAUCA